Messenger RNA from Clupea harengus (Atlantic herring), 4749 nucleotides. Lineage: Eukaryota; Metazoa; Chordata; Actinopteri; Clupeiformes; Clupeidae. The record is from RefSeq and is a predicted model, not a curated record.
AUAUUGCAGCAUUCUUUGACCACGCCACAGUAUGUAACACCUCUGUUUUCUUAGGUCUCGUUUCUUUCGUUCAAAUUAUGCAUUGUGAAUGUAGGCUAGUGUGUAUCUGCUGAAGCUGUUCAGAUGGAUGAAGCGCCCAAUCUCUCCCGCCAUGCUAAUGAAGCCCUGUGAUUGGGAUUUCCGUCUCCGUACAGCGUUGAAAAUGUCAGAACGACACCGAGGGCUUUGCUCAUUUUUCAUAGAAGUCGUCGUUCUUUUCCGAUAGGUUGAUAAUGCAUAUUACCCUCAAACCUUGGCUAUAGUUAGUUACAAUGAAUAACGAUAAGCUAGCUGUUUCGUUUGAAGGACCCUCUGGACAGAUGAAAAAUUACCAACAAAGGUAGGCUCCAUGGUAACUCGGCAACGGUAUAUUAUCAAUAUCGUUGAGUAGGCUUGCGUAAGUCUUUUUCCUAUCCAGAAAAUGUUUGAAGGCUAUGAUCAUGUAUGUCUCUUGUUAUCAGGCCUAUUACUUUUGAUUCAAGUAGCAUAAUAAUUUAUACGAAAUGUGGGCCAUAUGUAUGUUGAAUAUAAUAAGAAUGAAACUUUGCAUCAUUCAUCUUUGAAAAACCAUGGCCGUGUAUUUAAACUGUCUGGUUGACUACUAAACACCUAAACUGUUACUUUGACUGAUUUUUGUCCUAGAUGCAUGUAGCAUAAAUGUAUCGAUUUGUUAGUGUUGCUUGACUGUGUGCGGGGAUAUCAGUCACAAGAUGGCAGCGCCAUCAGAAAAAUCUGGGGAGUGGAGUUGACCAUGUAACCUGGCUGUGAGGUUUCACCCUGUUGGUUGAGCUUAAUGGCGUUCGUGGCGUUUUUUGUAACAGUGGCUUUUGUUUGUAGUUUUAUGUUUUAUAAAUAUAUCUGGAUAGUGUGUACAGUUUCUAUCGUUUUCAGUACUCAUAGUUCAUUAUAGACUAAUAUGUCGUAGGCUUUGGGUUUCAAAUAUAUAUGUAACCUACUGUCUAGUAUUGCAUAAAAACCGAACAGACCGUAUGAGGCCUGCUACUAAUCAUGUAUCAUUUGAGUGAGUGGUAUGUGUUAUUAUUUGUCAUUGUCAGAAGAAGAAUAUUGACUUUUUGCAUUAACAGAUUUACGUGCAAAAAAAAAGAAUGACAAAUUAAUACGAUUUCGUUAGCCUAUUGCUUUCUGUUGAAUAAAUCUCUGCUGAAUGCAAAGUUAAAACAAUCUCCAUUUGGUCAAAUUAUCUCCGAAAUCGAUGUCUAAUAGGUAUUCAUGAUGACACACAAUGAUUGUGGACUACUUAAAUGCCUAUUUAAGACAAUGAGGUCUACAUUAUAUUAAGAUGAACUGGAAAGCUUAGUAAUAUCAUAUCCAUUCUUAAUUCGGAUAUUCUCAUAUUACUAAAACUCCUUUUGGUAUUAGGUUUAGAGAGAGAAAUAUUGUUCCUUGCUCUAAAUGUCUUCCUGUUUUCUUGUCGAGCUUCUCAUUUCUAACUCUGCGAUACCAUCUAGCGACUACAGAGGGUACUACUGUGUGUGUGUGUGUGAUGGAGAGAGAGGGUGACGGAGAAUGUGUGUGUGAGAGAGAGUGUGAUGGAGAGAGAGAGAGGGUGAGGGAGAGUGUGUGUGGGUGAGAGGGAGAGAGAGUGGGUCUGUGCUUUGAAACUGCGGUUGAUUGUUAGUACCAGCUGGAAGACUUGAGAGUGUAGGGGGUGCCAGCAACUUGUGAUACUGCAGUGAAUGCAGGGGUUGUAAACUGGGGAAUGCAGUGGCUGGAUUGUUGGUGUGUCUGCAGUGGGCUUGAUAUACAACCUACCCUGGGAACCUGGGUGUUUGGGACCUCUCUGAUUUUCUUUUUGUUUCUGCCUUUUCAUCUCAAUCAAUUGACCGUAUUACGCGUCUGCGCUGCCUAGCUGCAUUGCAGUUGGGGGUAGUUUGUGCCCUUCCUCAAUACCACUAAGCCGCCCAAUACAACUGUUUCCUUUUCUCUAAAUUGCAUUUCGUUUGUAUAUUUAAUGUUAAGCACAUAUAUUUCGUGUUUGUGCAGUGUUGAUUAAUGCAGAAUUGAAAGACGCAAUCAGACAAGAAAUGUUUCCAGUGUGAGAUUGUGUUUUACAUGAUCCAGUCUGGACAUCAUGAGGUCCAAAAUGUGGAUAGUAUAACUCCGCCAUUCAAAAAGGUCAGCUGCAUAGGUCAGGUUUUGUAAGACCCAGAUUUGUGGCUGCUGUCUUCGUAUUUAUGUAUGCCGAAAUUCGUCACUGAGAAACACAAGAAAGGUCACAAACAAUGGCAAAUGCAUUCAUUAUAUUUGGUAAAAAUUCAUUUUAUGUAUUCUUCAUAAAAGACCAGCAGAGAUCAAAAACACAUUUUCAAAUACUUAAUUUAUAUAACGAAAUUCUCACUCGCAGCAGGGGGCAAUAUUUUAUAUAUUUUUCAUAUUAACGCUCUAUGAUCAAUUUCCCAUUAUUACGCAAUCUGUGCGCCUGCUAAACAAAGACAUCGGCGGAAUCUGUCUGCUUGUGGAAAAAAAAUCUUCUUGCUUAAGACUAAUAUAGUCAUUAAGCAUGUACAUACAUAUAGUAACUAUUUUACAGUAUAAUCCGAAAUUACCGUUCCUUUAUCUUAAAAAAGAGCAGGCUCUGCUUUCAUAAUUGAAAACAGUACACUAUAGGCAAAAUGUGCAUAUGAAUUCUGCAGCAUCUCCAGCACAACUGUUGCUGACAUAAAUCUAUAUUAUUACAAAACUGUCAAUAUCUUCAAGCAUUUAAUUUGUCUUGGAUACUCACAACCUGGUCAUCAUAGGCGAUCUGAGGGAAUACCACUGCUGUGUGAAUUAACGAAGUUUGAGGAAAGUGGAUGAUAAACAAUCUGCAGUUUGACAUUGUCAAUUUUCUUUAGGAUCCAGUUGCCGGCCUUUUGGUAUUGGCAGAUCGGAUCCGGUAAUCCAGGGUAACUCCAAUUUUUGGUGCUGAAAGUUAGAGAAUACAAUCAUACACUUGCAGUAAAGUUCGCAUUUUGUGACAAUAGCCUACACCCCGAAAGGGCCAGAACCAGAUAUGGAUUGAAUGAGUAUUAGGAGUAGGCUAUUUAUAGGAUUGCUAUAAAUCUGACGCCAGGAAUAAUUACUGAUGCUAAAGUACUUUCUUGUUUGCAUUUACCAGACCGGCUUCAACUGCUGAUGAAGCGGUAUGCAAUAUGUGCUGUAUAUGUUUAUCAGUUGUAACAGCAGGACUUUACUACAAUUGUAUUUUAAAACCGAAAUGGGAUUUGUUUCCUCGCAACUGGCGAACAUGUAAGGUGCUUUAAUGUUUUUUUUUAAAGUCCGUGUCGGUAGAGCAAUUCAGUGGUGUACCUGGUGAGAAGUGAACAUCACCCUAAUCCUUUGGGAAACAAGCGAAGACCAGACAUCGUUUGGUAUUUUCAUACCCUGCAAUCAUGAGACUACAGCGUGUAAAGGUCAAACCUGUGUGCGCGCGUGCACGCGCCUGACUGGAUGCGUCAGUAGGUUAUGUGUAGGUUGGACAUUUAUGCGACUGGGGUACCGUGUGCCUCUUAAGAAAAGAUAAUAUUUUGACAUUUUAAUGCGAUCAUGACAUUUUCUUGGCCUCUUCAUUUCCCCCAUGUUUAUUCUUGUCAAUAAACAUAACCUCUGUCAAAUGCAACAAAUAUCUCCAAAAAUAUUGACGUUCCAUUGGGCUCCUUAGGAAUAUGAAUACUUAUAUAAACUAAAAUAUAGCCUAUACAGAUCUUGUCAUUUUCACCAAUCUACCUUUGUAUACAGAUAUUUCUGGUCUCAACGAAACGGAUAACUGCGCUCUUGAAAAAACUGUAAGAUCAGGUGAAUUAUAAACUGUGUACUCAUUUAAAAUGUGAAACGGAGGGAAAGUCUUGAGCGCUCUGAUAUGCUCUGGGGAUUUCGACCCAUGGAAAAAGAGACUCCCCCUGGGUGCUGUUGUGUUACCACAAACGCUCGCCAUUGGUUAGCCACUGAUCAGAUGGUACAGUUGCUCUCGGUCCCACAUUGGCACCUCGCCACCCCCCUUCGGCUAAAACCAAAUCUCCGAUAAAGUAAUGGCAAAACCACUUGGACUAUAAAACACAACAAAUCAUAACACUCGGACAAUAGGCCUGGCUGUCCAAUGAGUUCGUAUUUUGUAAACUCAACUUUCCCCGUGUCUCUCCCGGGAGGACAGGACUCCUUCUUGGGUCAGAUACCGCUAUAUUCCUCCGGAUAUACCGACCCUUUAAGACAGUAUCCCAGCGGCACAUACGGAGCUUCCAAUGUCCAAGACAAGGUUUACCCAGCUUCCUAUUACCAGCAAGGUACGGGAGUUUACGGUCGGACUGCAACCGGGGCCACCGACUACACAAGUAGUUUUUACCGAGACGCUGAGCGCUCGUGUCCGCUCGGGGGACUGGAUGAGCACCCGCUUGUGUUAACCCAGGACCAGUGCAAAACCGACUGCUCGGAACAAAACACAGACAGAUACCCAGGCAGUGAUGACAAGUUGUGCUCUCCAGUUUACCCCUGGAUGCAACGAAUGAACUCUUGUAAUGGUAAGUAAAAACCUUGCCUGUCUCUGAACAGCAGAUCAUAAUUUUGAGCAUGUUAUGGUCGUGAACCGAAUUGUGGUUUAGCAAAUAAACAUCUCCAAUGUUUAGGAAGAAUUACUUAGGGUCUAUCGCUAAUCAUAACUUAAAUAUUAAGGAAACAACUGUCCUUAACUGGACAAUAUUGUUGGCAUCUUGAACA